GGAAGGGGCGGUCGCUGCCGCCCCGGGCUGGCGGAGGGGGGGGAGCCCGGCGGCCAGGUACGACCCAGCCCCGCCGCACCCACCGGCCGCGCCGUCUUAUAAGGGGCGCCGCGGGGCCGGACGCGGCGCGACGGGACGGGACGGGACGGAACGGAACGGAACGGAGGGGGCUGCGCCGGGCAGACCCGCUCCGGACGGGAACGGCCCAGGAUUUCAUCCGAUGUAGGCGUGAAGCUCCUAAAACAGAAAAUCCUACUUCAAGGCGCGCCCGAGGAAAUGAGGUUUUUAGGCCGUCACAGAAACAGCCGCUCCCAACACGUGAAAGCCGGGAUCUGAGACGCCUAGAAGGGCCCUCCCCGCCGGGGAAGUCACCAAUGGACUGUGGACACUUAGCUGAGGGCAGCGAGGAGAUCUCCAGCCCGGGCGCGGAGCCCGAUCCCCUGCUGCCUUCUGCGGCCGGCAGCAAUUCCUGCCCGCCCUCGGCGGCGGGACAGCGGGCCGGGGCACCUCCUGGCAGACCCGCCGCCGCUAAUGCCGCUCGAGAGCGCAGUCGGGUUCAGACCCUGCGCCAUGCCUUCCUCGAGCUGCAGAAGACUCUCCCCUCUGUGCCGCCCGACACCAAGCUCUCCAAGCUGGACGUGCUCCUCCUGGCCACCACCUAUAUCGCACACCUCACUCGCAGCCUUCAGGAUGAGGAAGAGUCACCGGGAGAGGCCUUGGGUACCCUCCGAGGGGAUGGAUACCUCCACCCUGUCAAGAAGUGGCCGAUGCGUUCCAGGUUAUACAUUGGAGCUACAGGACAGUUUUUGACUCACUCGGCACAAGGAGACAGCGCAAACCAAGGAGAGACAUCAACAACUUCACAAAUCUGAUCUCCCUUCUCGCUUUUAAAAAAAUUAUUUAUUACACCUUAUAUAUAUAUAUAUAUUUAAGUUAAAAAAAUAGUAUCUACAGACAAACUUUAAUUCCUGAAAUAUUGUUUGUAGAGGAGAAGGAAUUCAUUGUCAAAUGUAAUUAAUACCUCAUUAACUUAAUGUGAUGCGUGAUUGGUUUCUAUCAUAGAGGACACUGCUGGGAUCUGAACUGGGGGAUUA
Molecule: messenger RNA, 1094 nt
Organism: Aquila chrysaetos chrysaetos
Lineage: Eukaryota; Metazoa; Chordata; Aves; Accipitriformes; Accipitridae
Gene: TCF24
Product: transcription factor 24
Exons: 5
Coding region: 375-872 (165 amino acids)
Biological process (GO): developmental process; regulation of transcription by RNA polymerase II
Molecular function (GO): RNA polymerase II transcription regulatory region sequence-specific DNA binding; protein dimerization activity; DNA-binding transcription factor activity, RNA polymerase II-specific
Source: RefSeq, a predicted model, not a curated record